CCUAUAUAGUCUGGACUUUUUAGUUCACUAACUAUAUACUCUGUGGUGAGGCCGGCUUCAGCCACACUGCCACAAUCAGGUAGGCCGUGCCUUCAGUCAAGGUGACAAGCAGCGCCGCAGCAUGUGCGGACGCUGCUGCAGGGAGCUAGGGCGCUGGAGCCGCUCCUUCACCAAGACCGAGACCUUCCUCACCAUCCUAGAAGCCAUACUCCUUAUCCUAUUCAUCGCGUUCCUAACAUUCGUCGUGCUACACUUCAUUGCGUGCAACAAGAAGGAAAUCGACGAGUCGAGCUAUCUAGACGACGAGCCCCGAAGCCCUGCGCCAGCAGAAGGGCCCGCGCCGGCCGCGCCCGGCGUCAAGUGCACAUGGGACCCCAAGGCGCCGACCGAAGCCGUAACUCGUUACUACGAAGACGACGAUGCAGCGUCACGUGCUUUGGAACAACAGCUCAAGGGAGUGCAUCUACCAGCUUCAACAACGACAUUAGUGAACUUCAAUGAUAUAUUGCCGUAUUUAUCAGACGGAGAAGACGCGAAGGGAUAUGAAGAUCAUAUCCUGGCGCUGGUGAAGUUGCGCCCGCCUCAGGAUGUAACGUUUGGGUGUAUUUUGACGAUCGUGUCAGACUAUUGGGCGGUGACUGCGGCCAGUUGUAUAGAAGCGAUCGAGGAGGUCGAUUCCUUGGAUUCCUUCGUGAUGAUGGACGGCUACGGCGAGAGUCGGCACGGCCGCACCCACGCGGUCGCGGACGUGCUCAUCCACCCGUGGUACCAGGGCAGCAACAAGAGCUACGACUUCGUCGCGCUCAAGAGCGAGGACAGGCUCGUGAGGGGCUCCAAGAGCGCUGUGGAGUUCUCUUCGUUGUUGGAUCACUUCUUCACGCCGAUUGGUGAGAAGCUUGAGAUCCUUGGAUUUGGUGGAUAUAGAGCCAUAGAGUCAGGUCCGUCGGGGCGGAGUCUCCGGCGCGUGUCCAACUACCUGGUGUCGCCGAAGCAAUGCGGCGCCGCGGAGCGCUGGGCGCCGCGCCACCUGCUGCGGCCGCACGCGGCGCCGCAGGGCUCCUGCGGCACGCGGUUGCUGUGCGCAGGCGCAGUGUCCGCGCGCGGCGCCGCCUGCAACUACUGCGCGGGCACGCCGCUGCUGCGCGCGCACUCGCUGCACGGCAUCAUGAGCGACAACGCCGCGUGCGGCGCCGCGUGCGAGCCCGCGCUGUUCGUCAACGUGGCGCUGCUGCGGCCCUGGCUGGACGCGCUGCUGGCCGGCGACGACGACUUCUUGGCGUGAUGCCGCCGGCGCGGAGCGGUUAACUCUAUGCCAGCUACUCUAUCCCACGUCGGAUAGACACAAAAGUUUAUAAGUUUUUAUGGAUAUAUUGAAAAUAAUUGAGACAUUCUGAAGUUAUGAAAUUUCAGGCUGCUAAUCCUUUGCCUAGAGAAGAAUUUCAAAAUCUUAAUUCAAAAUACAUUUGGCCGUCCAAAAAGAGUAAAGUCUAUAUUAUGAAGUGAAAUAGAACUCUAUGUUGGUUGAUGUAAUAGUGGCGAAUGUACUGGGUUCCGAUUCCGUGCCGCUCUUAGUGUAACAAAGACAUAAGCAAUAUUGUGACUUUGUGGCGCGCUCAGUCACAUCAAGAAGAACGAAUUUAUUUUCUCUAUGACAUUAGCAAAGUCAUUUAGGCGAGCGAUGAAGCCGCAAAAAAAUAUUUAGCCACCCGACAGUGCAAUACGUUCGAAAUAUGUUGAAAAUCGCGAGAUAUGUGCGAUGAACUUCCUGCUGCUGAUCUGUUCGCUGGUGAUGGCGGGGCUGGUGGUGUCCACGCUAGGCGCCUUCGCGGUGCUGUUCAUGGCCGCCAUCAACGAAAGCGAGGACAACGCUACCGAAGUCCCUCCGCCGAUGCACCCGAUGCCCUUGCGAUUCGCUAAUAGUACAGCCUUUGAAAACACAACAAUAUUCGAAUCGAUAGACACACUAUACAACACGACCGAAGAUGAGGGCGCCAAACCGCCCAUUUUGCGAUGGAAGCUACCAAAUAGCGGGCAGGAAGGACCGCAAGAAUUAAAUGAUGAUAACGUGCAAUUUAAAGAGCCGUCCCUGGAUUGGAAGGAUUCCAAAGGAAAGUCGUUGAAGUUCAAGUAUUUUUCGAAGUGGAAAGACGCGCAGAGGAAAUUUUUGCUGCGGAACGACUCCACGGCGUAGCUUUUGGAGCCUUCGGUUAUUUGAAAUCUAAUUAAACUCCUUGUGAACAGAAACGAUCGUCUAGAAAGCUAAGUUUUUAUAUAUUUACUACGUACGACGCACACAAUCAAAGCUAACGCGUGUAAGGAUAGGAGUGACCGGUCGUGUGUUGGUUUACGUGAAUUUUACUACCUAUGUAUAUAUGCUAUGUGAUAUUGGAGUAAAUAUUGUUUAGUUUAUUACUAUUUAA
This is a messenger RNA of Plodia interpunctella (Indianmeal moth), 2420 nucleotides long. RefSeq names its product trypsin zeta-like. Bases 122 to 1282 code for a protein of 386 amino acids. The transcript has 2 exons. Gene Ontology annotation, biological process: proteolysis. NCBI's taxonomy places the organism in Eukaryota, Metazoa, Arthropoda, Insecta, Lepidoptera, Pyralidae. The record is from RefSeq and is a predicted model, not a curated record. Gene Ontology annotation, molecular function: serine-type endopeptidase activity.